AGGCAGAUGAUAUGGCAGCUUUGUGAGCGACCAGGUGGAACUUGCAUUGUUAAGACGGUUAAACGUCGGAAUAUGAAAACAUUUUAACGCGGAAACAGGGAGAGGGGACACUGCUCGAAAUGAUUUACUUGAUAGUCAUUUCCGCAUUAUCUGGAGCACUCAUUACAUUGGUAUUACAGUUCUUACUGCUUUACCGGAGAAGCCCCGAGCCUAUAGCCAGGACAGUCCAAUAUGUCAAAGCAGUGCCUGAUCCCGCAUUGAAGGAUUACUUUAAUAACCAACAUGCAGAAUCAGGCCAGCAGCAACAAGACAACACAUCAUCCGCUGCACCCAAACAGCAAGAGGCCAUCACUCCCAGGCAUCAGGAAGCGGCUGCCACCAGCAGUAGCCCUAAACAACAACCGUCACCGCCUUGUCAAAGUGAGCCCCUCCACACCUCCAAACCGGAGACGUGCAAUUUUCUAAAUGCUAUCUUUUUGUUCCUAUUCAGAGAACUCCGCGACACUCCCGUCGUUAGGCACUGGCUGACCAAAAAGUUCAAGGUGGAGUUCGAGGAGCUAUUACAAACCAAGACAGCUGGUCGGCUGUUGGAGGGACUCAGUCUCAGGGAUAUCUCCCUUGGUAAUUCUUUGCCCGUGUUUAAAACGGCCAAACUUAUGAAGCCAGUGAGUUUAAAUGAAGACGGCAUGCCCGAGGAACUCAAUUUCGAGGUGGACCUUGAAUAUAAUGGCGGGUUCCAUCUAGCAAUUGAUGUAGACCUUGUUUUUGGGAAGUCAGCAUACCUGUUCGUAAAAAUGACGCGUGUGGUUGGAAGACUGAAGCUGCAGUUCACUCGCAUGCCUUUUACGCACUGGUCCUUCGCGUUCCUUGAGGACCCACUGAUAGACUUCGAGGUGAAGUCACAGUUCGAGGGAAGGCCCUUGCCCCAGCUCACCUCAAUCAUUGUCAACCAGCUGAAAAGAAUCAUCAAGAAGAAACACACCUUGCCAAAUUACAAAAUCAGAUACAAACCCUUUUUCCCGUUCCAAGUGCAACCUCCUAUCGGGUCUUCCGCCUGUGACUUGGACCUCUCCGUUCAGGACUCAGGAUUGGUGGAGGGACGGCUUAGGGUCACCCUUGUUGAAUGUAGCAGGCUUUUUAUCCUGGGCUCGUACGACAGAGAGACCUACGUGCACUGCACCUUUGAGCUGAGCAGCCACGAGUGGAAAGAGAAAACACGCAGCUCCAUCAAAACGACGGAGGUGAUCAAAGGACCCUUUGGCAAUGUGGGUAUGACGUUCAGGCACGUCCCUGCCUGUGAGGGUGACGCAGUCCAUGUCAGCAUCGAGACGGUCACUCCCAACUCUCCUGCUGCCCUGGCAGACCUGCAGAGGGGCGAUCGACUCAUCGCCAUUGGAGGUGUCAAAGUGACAUCCUCUGUCCAAGUGCCCAAACUGCUGAAGCAGGCAGGGGACAGGGUGCUGGUCCUGUACGAGAGGCCUGUGCGUCACCAGAGUCCCACCGUGGGCCUGGGUGCCCUCCAGGAGGGGCUGGGCCAGCUAGAGGAGCCCAGCUUCAUCCCUCCGCCGGGGGGCUAUGAGGAGGACCCGGCCCCCAUCACCACACUCGCCGACAUAGCCGACAGCAAAGACAUGGACUGUGAGUUUGAAGACUUGACUGUGGACCCCAAGCCUAACCCCCUUAGCAGUAGCGCGGAGGCCAAGGAGGAUUUCCUGUCCGUAAACCAAAGCCCCAAAAGGACUGUGACCAAUCUGGCCUCAAAACCCCUCGGCAGCAUAUCACCCAUCCUCAACCGCAAAAUGAACCUGGCAGGGCUUCAGUCGCCGGUCAGAUCCCCACCCACACCAAAGCCCUCGCCACACAAGAGCAGUGAGCCAGGAGAGGGGCCACAGCGCCCCACUGGCCCCCCUCCACCCCCACCCACUCGCCCGCCGGUGCCCCCUAGACCCCACAUUAAAUUAACGUCCGCCUCUUCUGAAACACAAAGUCUGCUGGAGGGGAGCGAAGCUACCAACGGGGCUGAGAAAACUCCAGAAAAGACUCAAACACACUCCACAGGAAGCAAUGGUGACAAAGGCAGUGCUGUGACGACUCCUGUGAAACAGCCCGAACCAAAGCCAGCAGUCAAAUCACCCGAACCCUGCGAAGAGUCGCCAGCGCCCCCCUCCACUCCCAGCAAGCAGGACCUGGCCAAAGACAAGGUUUCUGAGAGCUCCAUCAACACCCGAGACAGCAUGGAGGAUCACUCAAUGUGGGAGUCCUCAGAGACCAUGUUCCGCAACCGGACGGCUCACUGGGGCCAUGCCUCUGUGGUGUUAGAGGUGGAAAGCAACCAUAAGUACCUUAACGUGGCACUGUGGUGCAAAGACCCCUUCAAGCUGGGCAGCCUGCUGUGUCUGGGCCACGUCAGCCUGACACUGGAGCACGUGGCCCUGGAGUGUCUGUCCACGUCCUCAUCUGAGUACCAGAGCACCUUCAGGCUGGAAGCCCCAGAGCCCAGGGCCAGCGUCAGCCGCACCGCCCUGCGCAGCCUCAGCACCCACAAGGGCUUCAACGAGAAGCUGUGCUACGGAGACAUCAUCCUCAACUUCAGCUACCUGGCUGAUGGAGAGUCCGAGACGUGCGGUGGGCUGGCGGAGCGGGAGAAGAAGGCCAGCAUGCAGGACGAAGAGCUGAGGGAGAGGGAGAGGGAGCAGCCUUCCUCUAUUCCCAGUGAUGACCUGGCCUACAGCACCAUGCAGCUGGUGGAGGUGCGCCACAACUUCCAGGACACCCAGUUCCAGAACCCCACCUGGUGCGAGUACUGCAAGAAGAAGGUGUGGACCAAGGCUGCCUCCCAGUGCAUGAUCUGUUCCUACGUCUGCCACAAGAAGUGCCAGGAGAAGUGCCUGGCCGAGCACCCUCUCUGCGUGGCCGCCACAGACCGACGCAGUGCCGACCCGGAGGCUAAGUCCACCAUCAACCGCGCCACCACAGGCCUCAGCCGCCACAUCAUCAACACCGGCUCCCGUCUGCUCAACCUGCGCCAGGUGCCCAAGAGCCGGCUGGCAGAGCAAGCGGCUGAUGUUGUGCCCGACGUGGUGCACACCCCCGACAUCUCAGACAACGAGAGCAGCGAUACAGAAACCUACGCUGGGGCUAGCCCCUCCAAGCAUGCAGCCGGCAGCACCACCAAGCUGGUAAGGAGGGAGGGAGGACUUGAUGACAGUGUAUUCAUCGCGGUGAAGGAGAUCGGCCGGGACCUGUACCGGGGCCUUCCCACCGACGAGCGUUCGCAGAAACUGGAGCUGAUGCUGGACAAGCUGCAGCAGGAGAUUGACCAGGAGCUGGAGCACAACAACGCCCUGAUGCAGGAGGAGAGGGAGACUGGGGACGCCCGGAGGAAGGCUCUGAUCACGGCCGCCCUGACCAAGUCUGGGGAGAGGCUCCAGGCUCUCACCCUGCUCAUGAUCCACUACCGGGCAGGCAUCGAGGAUCUGGAGUCUGUGGAUAGUGCCGGCACCUCCCCCUCGGAGCCGCAUGGCCUCCAGGCCAAGGGCGGGGCCUUGGAGGAGGCAAUACUGGGGACAGAGGUUUAUGACAGUGACAUAUGCAGCCCAAUGGAGGCUCAGCUGCUGGAUGACAUCACAGAGGAGCAGAUUUGUGUGGAGGCGCUCCACUAGAGAGGACGAGGCAUGGGCUUGAGACUUACAACAAAAUGAUUGGAAUCCUUUUCUUUGGGGGUGGUGGGGUUUAGGUUACCUUCUGAAGAUUAGCUGAAGUGGUCUGGUGAGGGUGCAAUUGUUGAUUUGUAAACCAAUCAGUCAUGCGAUUCAUUCUUGGUUUUUGUCCUAGUUUUCCAAAAGUCAUACUUUUAAAGGGAAGCUGGAAAGCUAGAUUGUGAUCUGCUUCAAUUGGCAUUAAGAACCGUCUUCCAAGUCAAUAUGUAAGUGCUUGGAUUCAAUAAAAGUUGAAAACAUACUGUACAUUACUAUUUCGUACUAUUUUAGCUUUUGUUGACGUUAAUUCAUUUGUUUUCCUUACAAGGCACCUUGAAACAAAACAUAUUUUCCUAUUGCUUGAAAAUAUGAGCUUAAAUGUUUGUGUUCAAUGUUUUAAAUAGAACUGUUCGGUAUUUUAUUACUGCAAGUUACAGCAACCGCUUUUCAAAUUUGGCAUAAGAUUACAAUCAAAAUGUGGUCACCAUAGCAGGAGCUAUGCAAAUUGCAAAUGGUUCUGUUUUUAUCUAAAUUGUCUUUGGGCAAGGAAAUAAAUAUUAGUGUAAAAUAUAUAUAUAUAUAUAUACAUACUCACUCACUCAACCAUAUGGAAAUGUGUUUUGUUUCAGAUUAUGUACUUUUCAUGUCACUUAUAUCUUUUGUUUGAGUACUUUUAAUUAAUGCAUAAUCAAGUUUUUGAGGUCACCCAUGACUUUUCUCUUCUUUUUUAGUUUAUGGAGGUUCUGGAACUACAAGCUCAUGUGAUAAUUCAAUGAAAUGGGCAAUAAUGUGGGGAAGAUAGUGGUCUAUCCCUGUCAUCCUCGGUUUAGUGUAUGUCACCGAGGCCAAACAUGUUUGACUAUGUAUAUGACCCAUUGUUUAACCAGCAUAUUAACUGUACAUGUUAUUUCUUUUUGGAACUUUUUUUCUGGGGGGAGGGAUAUAGUGAUGUAAUAGUUGUUUCUAAUUUAGAAAAUUACGUUUUUUGAUUAAGCACCUGUUUUGUUGUCUCGCCCCCCCAUCCGAAUUGUUUACUUGGAUUGUUUAUAUGGAUAUAAUAACCCUGAACUAAAACUCAACUCAAAUAUGGUGGUGGUGGUUUUAUCCGAUCAUGUUACUUGAGACGAUAUGCUUGCUGUUCAAAUUCUUAUUGAUAGAUGCAAAGUAUUUAUGUAUUUAUGGCAGAAAAUAAUUGUAUUUUGUUAAUUUCAUUCUGAGUGUUGUUGUGUAAGAUACAGGAACACGUGGA
Messenger RNA from Salvelinus namaycush (lake trout), 4947 nucleotides. RefSeq names its product PDZ domain-containing protein 8-like. Gene Ontology annotation, cellular component: mitochondria-associated endoplasmic reticulum membrane contact site. Gene Ontology annotation, biological process: mitochondrial calcium ion homeostasis. The coding region runs from base 120 to 3662 and encodes 1180 amino acids. Gene Ontology annotation, molecular function: protein binding; lipid binding. The transcript has 5 exons. The record is from RefSeq and is a predicted model, not a curated record. NCBI's taxonomy places the organism in Eukaryota, Metazoa, Chordata, Actinopteri, Salmoniformes, Salmonidae.